Misgurnus anguillicaudatus (oriental weatherfish) is the source of this 2022-nucleotide messenger RNA. RefSeq names its product riboflavin kinase (gene rfk). Gene Ontology annotation, molecular function: riboflavin kinase activity. Lineage: Eukaryota; Metazoa; Chordata; Actinopteri; Cypriniformes; Cobitidae. Gene Ontology annotation, biological process: riboflavin biosynthetic process; FMN biosynthetic process. The record is from RefSeq and is a predicted model, not a curated record. Gene Ontology annotation, cellular component: mitochondrion.
AAAUCGAAAGCACAGCUUUUAUAUUGCUAUCGCGGUAUUUUGAUGUCAUAGGUGUGCGCGGCGCUGCACGAAGUUGAGCUACCCUGAUGACAGCGGCACAUCGUACGGUCGGUGGGGUGUUCACAUUAACGGAAGACUCUAGAACAGCCGGGUCGCUCUAUCACUCUCAUCAGUUUAACCGGAUUCAAACAUGAGGAGUUUGCCGUAUUUCUGUCGAGGAAAGGUUAUCCGUGGGUUUGGACGCGGAAGCAAGGAUCUGGGCAUCCCGACAGCCAACUUCCCAGAGUCGGUGGUGGACAGUCUCCCUGCUGACAUCAGCACCGGUAUCUACUAUGGGUGGGCACGCGUGAAUAACGGAGACAUUCACAAGAUGGUCAUGAGCAUCGGCUGGAAUCCUUACUACAAAAACACUAAGAAAUCAAUGGAAACGCAUGUGAUUCACAAUUUUAAGGAAGACUUCUACGGCCAGAUAUUGAGCGUAGCUAUGGUCGGCUAUAUUCGUCCUGAGAAAGGAUUUCAAUCACUUGAUGAGUUGAUAUCAGCGAUUCAAAGUGACAUUGAGGAGGCGAAGAGAAAGCUGGAUCUGCCCGAGCACUUAAAACUGAAGGAGGACAACUUCUUUAAAACGUCAAUAUCUACAACGCCGAAUCAGAUCAUGAAUGGCCACAGACUGUAACACUACCCACAAUCCCCUUUCCUAUUUAAAGCCAGUUACUACAUGUGCAGGAUGUUAUUUUUGUAUUUAAAAAAAUCCCUGUUAUCUUGAAGUGACCAUUUCUUCAUAGUUUCAUUGUGAUGUAGAAAGAAGGAUGUGUUUUCAUACACACUGUGCUCACAUGAAAUGUCUCAUUUGGAAGUCGAAUCCAUCACGUUACACAUGAACUGGAAAGGAAUCUCCCCUUCACAGUUUUCAAUGUUUACCAGAGACCUUUUGCAUUGAUACAACAUGAAGGUCAGGAAGGGUUUUUUCCUUUGUCAAACCACAAAAUUGGCAGAUUUUCCACUGUAAACCAAUCAUUUUGUCUGUAUCUUCAACUUGAUUUUGGGAAGGACCCUGCAAGGGAUUAAAAUGGCUCACUUGAACAGUAGUAAAAAUUAAAAUUCCUCAUUGACACGAAACAAAUGGUUUUUAUAUGGUUCUCAGAGAACCGUACCCAGAGGUGGAAGUCCAAGCUUGAGAUAAAAAGAGCUGAAGGCCAGUUUGUCGCCUACUAUGAAUGCACAACUGGUCACAGAGAUUCAAGUCUGGCUGAACAUAAUUAUUGAAUUGAAUUUUACGGAUCUUUUUAAUAUUUAAGAGUGUGUACAGAUAGCAAACAUAUUAUGCUACUAUGAAGUAUGUGUGGUAAACCCUCACUUAUAGUGACUUCUGCCUUGUUUUCCAAUGUAUGCUGGUUAAACAUUUUUUAAAGUGACUCAGCAGAUAGUACUCUGGUUAACUGGUUGGAAGUUCAGGUUACUAGUUUCUAUACACUAUCAGAAAAUUUUUCAAAAAAUGGUCCCAAGCUGUCACUGGGGCGGUACCCUUUUUAAAAGUACAACUUUGCAGCUAAAUAGUUAAUAUUAGUACAUAUUAGGACUUGAAAGGUACAUAAUGAUAUGAAAUGUAAACAUAUUUGUAUCUUAAAGGUACAUAGUAUGGUGUUUUUAAAGGUUACUGCCCUAGUAAGAGCUUUGGUCCAUUUUUUGACCUUUUAUCUGACAGUGUUGAACGUUUGCUGCUGGUUUACUGUCAGCCUAUAGCACUUAUUUGUGAAACAUUGCUUCUACAAUGCUUGGUACAUUUCGAAUAGUUGUGUUUUAUGUCAGGGCAGUGCCUUAAACAUGUCAAAUCAUAAUAGUUUAAACAUAAAGGGCAAAACCAGACAUUUCAUCCAGCUUGAUUUUGUAAGAAUUAAAGAGCCUUGUUAAUGUUGUCUGUGAAACAAUCUGUAAUCAAAGUAGAGCAAUUUAUUCUUGAUGCCGCAUAUAUUAGAUUAUUUCUGGUUCUAUAAUAAUAAAAUGUGCAUUAGAAAUAAAUAA